CGGACGUUAUUUUCAAGCUGGGUCAGAAUGCAGACCCGCUGACAUCCGUACAAGUGGACCAGGAUGGCAUGGUUACCGCCCUCUAUUGGCAAGGGUCUUAUCUGAGCACGUCCAUUCCAGAGAGCAUCAGCGCCCUCUCACGCCUCACUCUGCUCGACCUGGGAGACACAGUGCUUAGCGGCUCUCUGCCCAAAACCAUGAGCGCUCUCUCCAGAUUGCAAGACUUGAGUCUGGGGCACAACUCUCUCACCGGGAGCAUUCCUGCAUGGAUCGCCUACAUGACCGCACUCACUGCUCUCCGGCUGGACAGUAACAGGUUCACUGGCAGUCUACCAUCGGGGCUAGCUGCACUCACGAAUCUGCAAACGCUGAAUGUUUCGUUCAACAGCCUGACUGGCAGCAUCCCAGAGUCCAUUGGCAACCUGGUUCAACUCUCAGACUUAGAUGUAUCCAAAACCAAUCUGACAGGACAGCUCCCCCCAGCAUUGGGCAAUCUUUCCAAGCUUGAAAACAU
Closterium sp. Naga37s-1 is the source of this 514-nucleotide messenger RNA. The record is from the annotation of a GenBank genome assembly. Lineage: Eukaryota; Viridiplantae; Streptophyta; Zygnematophyceae; Desmidiales; Closteriaceae.